CCAGUCAAAGAAUCGCUGAAAAUAUUGUUUACUUUUCAGAGUUGGCUUACACUUUAAGCUCUCAAUUCAACGUUGGCUGCCUGCCCCUCGACCCAAAUUAUACCCAUUAAGCCCCACUGAGGAAAGCACUCAGCUUUGAUUCAUUUGCGAUGAGUCGUCGAGGUCUGGGGAAGACCCAAUUGGUAUUUGGUCGUCUGCUGCAAGAAUUGAAGAGUUUGAGCCAGACCCAAUUCGGUUCCAGGUCUGAUCUGUAAACCCUUUUGCAUCUUUUUGAUUCAGAAGGAGAGGGUUUUGCAGGAAUUUGUGUCUGUUGAUUUGCUUGCUUUUGCUUCAUUUGUGAGAUUCAGAAUUGUGUGUGUGUGUGUGUUGUGAACUGUGAGGAUUGUUCAUAUAUAAGCAUAGAUUUGCUGUAGCUCUAUAUGGAAUUUCUUGAUUGUUAGUGGAAUCCUGAUACUCAUGUCAUCAGCUGAGUCCUGUGGCUCGAGCUUGCUUCUGGCUCUGUCAGAUGAUGUGUUUUCCGUUAUCACAUGUUUCCUGUCACUUAAGGACAUAUGUAAUCUGGGGCUAUGCUGCCGGAAUUUGUAUGCACUUGUGGACUGUGAAAAGGUCUGGCUUACUCAAUGUGAACAGGUUGGAAUUGUCCCUCUCCAAGACCUCAUUGAGUGGCGAAAGGCCGUCUCAUCUUACAAGGCGCUCUGCCGCUUUCUGUUUAGUGUUCAGCCACUUAUGGGAAUAUGGGUUCACCAGAAUCCGGAGCUUGGGAAUGUAGUCUAUGUCAUGCCUGGUUUUGUUUCUGUUGUUGGGUGCCGCGUAAUACCUCAAGAGCUUGGCCCUUUAGGGAUUGAAGAUGGCCCUAUUCUGUGGGCUCCUGUAUUUGAAAUUAUUGGUGAUUUUGAUGGUUCGACAGCAUUUUUUCUGCAUGGAAGGGAGAAGGGAUGUAACUAUGUGUAUCCUGGUUUAGUGAAACCGGUUGGCAGGUCAUGUAAUGUGUUGUUGCUUGAGAUUGAGCCUAGACAACCAAAAAAUGGGGGUAAAUCGUUAUUGCAUAGCAACAGCUUUGUUCACUGUCCAGAUCAGGAGCUGUCAAAGAAUAUUUGUAGGUCAAAUAGUGGACUCUCAAGGUCACAGAGGGUGUUUGGACAGGGUGAAACACUGGUGCCCUUCAGUCGAUUAGCAUUCAGUGACAGAAGAAAAUUGCUGGAUGUUGUUACAAGCCAAAUUCGUCUAAAGGUUCCUGAUGUAGCAAUUGGUCCAGUCUUUCCUCAGUUGAGGGACGAUGAGGAGAACUUUCAGAAGGAUAUAGUGCUCUUAUCUGAACGAAGAUCAAUGCUACUUCAAAUGUGCAAGCUUGGUGAAGGUCACAUGGAUUCGAAGGCAAGUAGUCAACUGCAAUGUGAUCGUACUCAGCUGCAAUUGAGUGAGUUCAGAAAGAGUCUUGAUCGAACAAGUGAUUUUCAUAAUACUAUUAACGAAGACGCUGGUCACAGACAAAGCCCCAGGAAGAAAUCUCUUGGCAGGUACUUUAAGGAUAGUCUCAAUCAAAUACUGGGAAAGUCAAUCUCAAUCAAUGGCAAUUCAAAGAAUAGUUCUUCCAGCAGUGAGAAUAAGUAUGCAUCCCUUCCUGAGUUUCUGAGUUCAGGUGAUACAAUAGGACUGAGUUUACAUGCUUCCACUGUGAAGUUAUCUUCUUAUCGAGCAUGGCCAAACAUGCAUGAUAGUCGAUUUGCCAUUUACAAAUUGCCCUUGCGGAUCCCAACUGCCGAUCAAGAGUAUGCUGGUUUAUGGGGAGGGACUUUUGGUUGGCCUCCUGGGAAGCCCACCAAAGAUAAGCCUGGAAAGGCUCUCUUCUUUCUUUUACUUUCUUAUGAGGAGUGCCAGGGGCAACAACAUCUGAUUGCAACCAAAAUUUUAGAGGGUACGCACUACGUUCUGCAUCCUAAUGGCUCAGCAAUGUUCAUAGUGAACAUAGAUGAACCUUCAACGGAUCCAUUCCCUUGGGAUACUGAUGUAGAUUCCCUAAAUGUGAACAUAAAGCAUGCUUUGAAAGGGGAGGGUAUUGCAAAUGGUUAUGGUUUUAGAUACCCAGGCUCGAAACCGGGUUCCCUCUUUGUAUUUCAAGAUGGUCACCUUGCCUUCAUUUGGAAGGAGUCUAGGGCAGUCUUGACUUUGCAGAGGAUUAACUUGCAAGAACUUUUGAGAAAAGGUGAAAGGGUGCCUGCGCUUCCUCCAAUUGGUAACUUUUCGUAUUUGACCAAGUCUUACUCAAACGUGUUUGCUGAGUUCCCCAACACCUCAACUACUUGGGCUUCAGCAAGGGAGGAGCAAUCUGACGCCUUAGGUGAAAACUAUAGAUGAGGCCUUGCUGGUAAGCAGGAAGUGCAAUUACGAAAAGCCAUAAGGUAACAAGAUAUUAAAACACCAACAGACAUUUGGAACGCGUAGAAAGCGGCAUAUACUGCACCCCCGUUUUAGUUGAAAACAGAAGGCUGGGAUGUAGCAAGAGAAAGACAAGGCUAGGAACAUCUCAGAUGCUGAUGAUGGCUGGGUGAGAAGGCGUACAUAUGAGCUCAUGUUGUGCAUGACAAGUGUUCUGAAUUUGUACAAGGACUCCGAUGACAUUAAGGUGACAUUGACCUUGUGUUUGUAUGAUUUAUGUAGUUUCCUUUUGCUUUUUGGGAUAUUAAGUAUGUAAGAGCAUAGCUUUUAAGUGGCCAUGUAUGGAACCCAAGAACUCCUGCCAUUAUACGAGUGAAAGAAAUCAUAUGUAAGGUAUUUUUAAUAAAUUCAUUAUAUAAAAAUGAAAGCAGUCAUUUUACAAUA
Rosa rugosa (rugosa rose) is the source of this 2820-nucleotide messenger RNA. Its product is annotated as F-box protein At5g39450. The coding region runs from base 457 to 2355 and encodes 632 amino acids. The record is from RefSeq and is a predicted model, not a curated record. Lineage: Eukaryota; Viridiplantae; Streptophyta; Magnoliopsida; Rosales; Rosaceae. The transcript has 3 exons. Gene Ontology annotation, molecular function: protein binding.